AUGUCCUCAAUAGUUCUUCUGGUUGGUCAGUGUGGCAAUCAAGUUGGACAUGAACUAAUGGGUUUGAUUGACAAGAGUGACACCCACCCAUUAAGUCACAGAGAUGGCAAAUUACGCUGUGUCUGUGUGGACAGUGAAUCUAAGGUCAUUAGGCAUAAUUACCGUGAAGAUACAAGAUCUAGCAGUUUGUACAGAGAAGCCAACAUGAUUGUCGGCCAAAGAGGACGAGGAAAUAACUGGGCACUGGGUUACCACGGAUUGAGUGGAGAGACAGAAGACGUGUCACUAUUAAAUCGCUCCAUGGAAACUUUGAGAAAGGAAGUAGAGAGAUGUGAUAACUAUGCUGGUAAGAGACUGUCUGGUUUCAUCAAGGUUGUGCUCUAUCAGCGGAUGGUGGUUCCUAAUACCUAACAUUAAUUUUGUUCGCAGACAAGAAUAUCUGAGGUUUUCCAUAAAAAUCAUAUGCUGGGAGCCUUGGAUUUUACAGGUUCAAAACACUUGCUCCCUUCAAUUUUUCACAGAGCCCAGCCUUGGGUUUCAUUGUUUUGUUAGGCUGCUUAGUGGCUGGAUUGCCACUCACAGCGCUGUCAACCACCAACGUCCUCGAAUAUUGAGAAUCAAUAGGAUAGGGAUGAUAGAUAUAAUCAUAACACCCAAGUAUUGCGAUUGUCACCAAUUUGCAAUGACACAAAAUGCACGAAAACCAAUCAGAUUAUUAUAUUGCAAAGGCAUGCCAGAGUUGAUGAGGAAAAGUUCGAUGUUAACAUUAAAAUAGCUCAAAGAACGCAAAGUAGGUGAAAUUUUGUUGUCAGAAAGUCGAGUCUACUGAAGAAAUGCCAAACAUCAGCACUUAUCGGGGAGAUUUUUAUUCUCUAAUUUGGAGACUAGUACUGGGAGAUACAGUAAAAAUCUGGAGUCUCCCGGGUUAUCGGGAGAGUUGAUGGCCCUGCAUUCAGGUGAACAAGCAAGUGAAUAAGCCAAUGGAGGGCUCAGAAAGACCUUGAAUUCUUGCUUUUCCUUUGGACUAGCUUCCCCCAUAUUUUGCUUGCCUGAAUCAUUGCUUGCUUGUCAUAGGUAAUGAUUUAAUUAAAACAUGAUUUGCCUGUACCCUUGACCUUUGAGCUGCAAGUGAGAUUAACACAUUUCCUGCCCAGCAAGACAAUCUACUGGUCCCAGACAAGCAGACUAGACGUUUUUCUAGCCUUGAAUUGUAUGUUGGCUAAGGACAAAAUGAAGCCCUGGUAUUCACAUCUUGCCCACUCCACUGGCUAAAAAAGGAAAGCUGCCAUUUUAAUAUUGCUGUUUGCACACAACAUAACCUUUUUCCUAAAUAGAACAUUACCAAACCAUCUGAGUUUUCAGUAGGUCAUUGACAGUGCUCUUUACCCCCACAUUUUGUACCUUCAGACAACUUGAAUAGAAUGGGAUUCUGGGAAGCUACCGACCUACCCCUCCCUAACCCAACAUUUUGCCCUGACAAUGGUUUAGGGGAGGGGUAGCUGGAAGUUUCUUUUCUUAUACUGAUCUGUCAACUCUCUCUCAACAGACACCCCUAUAGGACAGACACUUUCCUAAACUGGACACUGAGUUGACGAUGUUUAAAUAAUCAAUUCUUAGAGCCCGUACGGUCAGUUGUCAUCUUAGAGAGAACUGCAUUGACUUUACUCAAACGUUUUAUCUUGCUUUUCUCUGCAAGGCACAAUUGUAGUCCAUAGUCUUACUGGUGGUACUGGUUCUGGACUGGGAUCACAUCUUGUGGAGAGAAUAAGGGACACAUACCCUUUGGCUCAUGUCAUGUCUGUUGCUGUUUCACCUCACUCAUCUGGUGACAGUCCACUGCAACAUUACAACUCACUUCUAAGCUUAGCAUCUCUACAGCGGUGAGUGUGAUAAUUCUAAUGCCUUUCUCUAAACAACUCAUUAUUUUAUUUGUACUGAAUAUGACUGAUCUCAAGUGUUAUCAAUAUCAUCAGUUAUCUUCACUCUCAAGGCCACUUUCUGACUACAAUAAUAUUUUAAAACUACUGUGAGUUGAAGUUUACAACAAGAAAUCAGACUUGUGCCAUCUGCUGAACUUUGACUGGUCAAACAUAAGAAUUUCAGUCAUCAACUCAAUAGUUAGGACCACCUUGUACAGCAUAAUAAACAGGACCACAGGAAAGUAAUGCUCAGUAUCUUUUAUUUGAAUGGGCAAACUUAAAAGAUUUCUGUGACAGAAUCAAAAGUUAGAAUCACUUUGUACAGCACGAGAAACAUUACCACAGAAAAGCACUGCUGAAGGACUUUUAUUUUACUUAAAAACUGUUGAUUUUGGCCCCUUUAAGAUCACCCCCCCCCGCUCCCCCGCCAACCUCCCUCCCUUCUCAAGGUGGUCUCGCAAGUUCGACCUCAGACCGGGUGUAAUAUAUUAACUUGCAGGGCGGCACUUACUACGGAGAAAAGCCUUAAAUGAAAAAUGCAUAAAUGACCAUAAAUGAUCUUCUUUUUUCAGACAUGCAGACGGGGUGUUACUUUUCAACAAUGACGAUGUUCUUCAUCACAUAACAUCACACAGUGGGCUAGUAACACGACAUAAGCCAUCAGGUUCCAUCUCACUCAAAGAUAUGAACAGCUACAUUUCAGCGAGCCUUGCUGGAGUGUUACAACCCUUAGGCAAAAAGCCUAAACGGAUAAAGGGAAAACCCAAGGAAAGGGCAAGUCGAGUAAUGACAGACAUUAUGAAGGAUUCAAAAAGUGAGAAGUUUAGCUAUAGUGGAGGACGACUGAGAAAACAAGACAGUAUUUCUAGAAAGCUUUCGUUUUCUAUGGAUGACCCUCUGCGUAAAGAUGAUUUCAGUUUUAACUGGUCAGCAGUGACUGCUACUCCUCAGCGAAACUCCUCUGCUUCAUAUCUAUCUGAUGACUAUUCCGUAGAUACGCUGUCUUUCGUAACUGAUUUUGACUCUAGCGCCGAAAUGGCUAGACAACCCAGAUCGACUGCUUCAGCGCUGCUUCGCUAUCGGGGAAUCGUAAGCCCGCCAUCUUCAAAGACCAGGAAGUCGAACAUGAUUGACAGCUGUUUGUCAUCGCAGUUGUCAGCUGGAGUCUCAAGUGGCAAUGAACCAUGGGAAAUGCUUCGGUCUGUUUGUGCGGAACCAUCCAAAAAAUUUGCUACAGUGCAUCACCUUGCGAAGUUGAAGGUUACCUGGGAAGCACUCGCUCAAUCGCUUAUUCACUCAAUACGUCGAUAUGACAGGCAAGGCAGCCAGUUUAGCACCCUGUGCUCUCUCCUUAUCGCCCGUGGAGAUUAUGAGGGUUCCUUUGCAGAGGUCUCCACAAAAAUUGAAGAUAAAUUUCGACAGUCACUGGGAUGUGUGCAGUGGAAUCCUUUUCCAGUUGACUUUUGGAUAAGUGUGUAACCAGUUUCUUGUAAACCACUAAAUAGCCUGCGAGCAAGCUCUCCAUUUCUGGCGGCGAGCCAAGGGUGCCACCUGCGUGUGACUUCCACCAUAUCCGCCAUUAGAGAGGAGAAAUGUGACGUCAGGUUACCACGGUAGGAAAAUCUGGAUCACAACAAUCUUCUUGACAGAGACGGCCAUUUGUAUUGUUGAACGAUGUAAGAAGAUUGUGGGCUACCGUUUUGUUCCUGAGUGUAAUCAUGCACAGCCUUUUUGCUAUUUUCUGUCAUAUCUGCAGGACCACGGUUUGUUGAGAUCCGGAGAACAAAGUAACCAAGGGAACGUGAUGUAACGACUUGUCGUCUCUAUUGAAGAGCUUGCUCGCAGGCUAACCACUAAAACGUCAUCUUCAUCGAAUCUAGUCUGCACCUACCUCUUUCAACGCCUGCUACCUCGGCUAUAUCGAAUCCCGCUGAAAUUGGGUCUCAGACAAGAACUUAAACAAAGACGUUAAACAAAGACGUUUUUUAAGCGACGCACGUCAACCGGAAGUGGACUCCUUGCAUUCUUGUGCAGUUGUUAUGCCCAAAUUUUCAGGUGAAUUGUCUCUAUGCGAGUAAAGAGACUUGAAGAUAUAUACAUUUAGUAGCGUCAAGGCAUAUUGAAAGAAAAAAAGCUUCACUUCCGGUUGACGUUCGUCGCUCAAAAAACGUCUUUGCUUAAUUACGUUUCCUAAAAGCCUGCACGGUAGCCUGCCAGCAGGCUGACUUGUAGGAGUUCGGGGAAAAUUUUGGAGGCGGCGCGCGAGGAAUUUUUCCACGACCUUGCACAGGUGAGCCUGUUUGCAGGCUACUUCAAACGCCAGAAAUACCGCCCUUUCCAUUUCGAAACCCCUGUCAAGCAGGCUAAGAAGUUAAUUCAUUUCUGAACGUAUUAGGUCGUUUCGCCAUCGUCUUAUAUAUGUUAUUUGUCAUUUUUCCUUCUUAAAGUGUGAUUCACCAUUUUUUUAUAGGUCAGUAUAAUCCAGUGGGUCCUAAAGAUUCGCAGUCUCUCACACUGUGCUUGAACUCCACAAAAAUAGUUGAGACACUAGAGGAUCUCAUGUCCAAGGCAAGAACAAUGUAUGACGCAGGUGCUUAUUUACAUUGGUUNUUGUAGGAGUUCGGGGAAAAUUUUGGAGGCGGCGCGCGAGGAAUUUUUCCACGACCUUGCACAGGUGAGCCUGUUUGCAGGCUACUUCAAACGCCGGAAAUACCGCCCUUUCCAUUUCGAAACCCCUGUCAAGCAGGCUAAGAAGUUAAUUCAUUUCUGAACGUAUUAGGUCGUUUCGCCAUCGUCUUAUAUAUGUUAUUUGUCAUGUUUCGUUCUUAAAGUGUGAUUCACCAUUUUUUUUAUAGGUCAGUAUAAUCCAGUGGGUCCUAAAGAUUCGCAGUCUCUCACACUGUGCUUGAACUCCACAAAAAUAGUUGAGACACUAGAGGAUCUCAUGUCCAAGGCAAGAACAAUGUAUGACGCAGGUGCUUAUUUACAUUGGUUCUGGAAACACGGCUGUUCCAAGGUAAAGGCUGUAAAAAUUGCUUCAAAGUGGUUUCCAGCGACUGCAAUGAUCCUCAUUGCAUUUACUUUAGGUGGUUAUUUGUAGUUAAUACAAGUUUGACUGGAAAUAUUGAAAAAGAGCUCCCCCGGUGAUGUGUCGGUAGACUGUCGACCAACAGUCGGGCGACAAACGGCAACAAACUGUCACAGUCGGCCGACAAACGGUUUUUUACCGUUGCAUGCCAGUUUCCUGACCGGCGUAAAUGCCCCGAAAAAAGAAAGACGAGGGAGAAGUAGUGCUGAAGACGACAAAGGGCAUUUUCAAUUUCUUCUUCCUGUAAAAGCGCGAAGAAAGGGGAGAAAAAAUUAGGAUGCGUUCUCCUUCGUUUAACGCAGUUCGUGAGUUAGCAAGCACGACGGCCGCAACACAAAACCAUUUAGGUGGAUAAACAAAUCUUUGCCAUUGCACGUGCUUGUUAGAUCUUGGUUUAUUUAUCUACCCUUCUUUAAAAAGUGUAACCACGAUAUUUGUAAAAAGGUGUGUUUCUUUUUUCAAUAAUUGUAGAGUGAUUUCAUAGAUGCGUUUGACACGCUGGAGUCUGUUGUGGACGAUUAUAAGCUUGCAGUGAGAUGA
Messenger RNA from Porites evermanni, 5547 nucleotides. NCBI's taxonomy places the organism in Eukaryota, Metazoa, Cnidaria, Anthozoa, Scleractinia, Poritidae. The record is from the annotation of a GenBank genome assembly.